Molecule: messenger RNA, 3059 nt
Organism: Aedes aegypti (yellow fever mosquito)
Lineage: Eukaryota; Metazoa; Arthropoda; Insecta; Diptera; Culicidae
Product: nuclear pore complex protein DDB_G0274915
Exons: 7
Coding region: 458-2188 (576 amino acids)
Source: RefSeq, a predicted model, not a curated record
GCUUAGGCUCGACAGUCAGUCGAGCAUCCAAGUCUGGCAGGCCUUCAGUAGCACUUUCGAGCUGCAAACGUGUGAUCGUCAGUUUAGCAUUCGCGGUUCGCGAGCGCAGUGAUCAUCGAUUGGAGAGCCCUCCACAGAGCAGUCCUCCAGUUCUUCAAACGAGACUAAACCGCCGAGCGCCAAGUGGGGAAAUCCCUUCCGAUUGGGAUCUAGAGUGGCAAUUGUUUGUGCCGAGAAUUGGGAUUUACCCUCGAACAGGCAAAAGGGGCAUUGUGCGUUGUGAGAAGAAAAUCGAGCGAGAAGCCAAGAAGCCAGAAGAGAACGCAGUGCUGAAGCUGAACCAGUGCGCGAACAAGUCGGGAAGAUACGAGUGCGAGUUGAGCUCUGAACAGAAGAAGUGUUUCGUGAGGGGUUUGGUUCAGAAGGUGAGUGCAGAGCUAGCUGAAGAAUACGGAAGAUGCGGAACGUGUGGAUUUUAGUGGCCAGCGCUCUGCUGGCGUUUGCCAACUUUGUCAAAUCGCAGGACUCGGCCAGGAACCUGUACAGCUCGAGAUACGACAACUUGGACAUCGACACAAUUCUUGGCAGCAACCGGCUGGUCAACAACUACGUGGAUUGUUUGCUCAGUCGAAAGCCGUGCCCACCGGAGGGAAAGGAUUUGAAACGAAUUCUACCAGAAGCUCUUCGUACGAAAUGUGCCCGCUGUUCCGUGACUCAGAAAGAAAACGCGCUGAAGAUCAUUACCACACUGUACUACAGCUACCCGGAUCAGUACAUGGCCUUGCGUGAGCGAUGGGAUCCCUCGGGAGAAUACCACCGGCGGUUCGAGGAGUACCUGCAAGGAAUUCAGUUCAACCAGAUCGGCAGCAACGGUAAUGAUCGUCCGGUAAGAAACGACUUCGAUCGCGACCAAUCGCAGGUCCUGCUGCAGACGUUGAUCCUCUCGUCUACUACCGUGGCACCGUCAUCACCACCACAACCACAACCACAGUCCCCGAAUGCGCUUCCCAAUGGACCCGAGCAACGACCCCAACAAUUGGCUCCAUCGGCACAGCUAACACAACCGGUAGCACCUGUUUCACUUACUUCUACCACUACAACCACAACCGCCUCCAGUACUUCUACUACCACUUUACCUACUACCACUACUACCUCCACUACCACUGAGGCUGCUACCACUACUACUAGUACUACCACUACCACUACGUCUACCGUUCCCAAUCCUUCUACUUUGGGCUCUAGUAGCAGCAUGACCAAUUCGGCGGCGGCAGUGGUGGCUACUAGCCAAACGCCCGGAACGGUAGCUCCCGUGAUCAACCCGCUUCCAUCGUGGAUGUUCGAUCGCCGGCCUCAGGAACAACAAUCACAGCAACUGCAAGAACAAGCCACCAUCAUCACUACACAAUCACGUCCGAGCCAGCUAGUUGCGAUUGGCGUUCAAAAUUCCCUUCCGAUCGUUUCCGAACAAUCGAAUGCGAAUCAAAAUUUCAACCGCCCUAUGAAUUUGGCUGAGCCUGCAACGACGACGGCCCGGACACCCACAAUCACGCCCUCUAGAAUCAUCCUCAGACCGGUCGACGGUUUAGAUUUCUCCACAAACACGCGUCCCACGGUGGGAACCUUAGGCAAUCGAUUUGGCAACGAUGAUCAAAGUCCGGCGGCAGAAUUGGGAACGGCAGCGCCAAGUCCGGCAACCGUGCGACCAACCACUAGACCAGUAGUCCGACAGACGACUUCACGAAUUGUGACUCCUCGACCGACUCCGAACAGAUUUCAGUUCGAAGCGGCACCGGCCAUACCCGUUCCGGUGUUCCGUCCUCAGCAGCCCGCCCAGGGCCAGGUUCAAGUAUUUGCACAACCAGCACCAGCACAAGCACAACCACAAGCACCCCCACAAACACAAGUCAUCUCCUCAUCAUCUUCGAUUGCCGUUGGCGGCUUCGGAAACGGCCAGACCACUCCCAAUAACAUAAUCGAUAACUUUUUUAUUCCACCCGGCCAGGGCCAGGGAGGAUUUGCGGCCAACAACCCGAAUGCGAGUCCCAUCGUCGGUCUGUUCAACACCAUCGGGAACAAGUUAGCAACGACGGCCGAUGCCAUCGCCGGAAUGCUCCGAAAAACGGUGGAUGUCCUCGUGACUACGCACCUGCAGGCCCAUCAACAGCGAAGAUCCGUCCGAAGCAAUUAGGAGGUUGGGGCGGCGAAUCCCAGAAGCGCAGAAGGAGCGGAACGAUGAUGUGAUUCUUGCCGUUUUAGGCAUUAAGAGUGAAACUGCUUGGCAGAUUUAUAUUUUUAUAUGCUGAUUAUAUGUAACUUAUAUUCAUGAAUAAUUAUAGUACUUAGGAUGGACAGAGGUUGGAGGACAGAAGGUCGAAUGAACAAAAGGUCAACAGGACAACAAUUCAGAUGAACAAAAGGUCGUAUGGUGAAACGGACAAAACAUGAUACCUUUUUGUCUCAAAUUCCGAAUAUUCAAGUUUUGUAUGUAGAUUUCGUUGAAACUUUUUACUGAACUAUGUCCAUGAAUUUGCAGGAAAGGGCGAUCUUUUGCAUCUCAAGUUUAAUGCCUUUAUCGCUAAUUCAGAUCAGUUCGUAUGAUGUUUUUAAGUCAUUAAUAGUUUUUACAUUCGACCUUUUUCCAUUGGAUCUAUCGUAAUUCGAGUUCCUGUCUAUUCGACCUUAUGCCUUGCGACCCUAUGCCACAGAUUAUUGACAGAAAGUAUUCAAAAGUCUCCUCGAAUCAGCGGUACAAAGCAGAACAGACGAAGAAAGGAUUAGCGAGCGCGCCUUAUCGCCAAUGGCCCUAGUUGUAGUUCGAAAUUGGCUUCUUUUUUCAGAAUGGUGAUAUUGGAGCGGAAUUUGUGCUUGAAUUUUCUGGGAGGAAAAUUAGGCUACAGAAGUGUAGCUGGUUUAUCUUUGAGAACUGCUUUCCAUAGCAAUACUGGGAGAGACUAAACGGAGAUAGACAGGGCAGAGCAGGGGAUGAGAACGGAGAGCGAAGGAAGCGUUAUUAUGUAGUCGAUAAGUUUUAGUAAAGAUUAUCCAUUUUCAAAGCUCUA